CUCCCGUGUUGUCCACCAGGCGUCUCUUUGCGUUUUGUUUCAAUGGGAAGAACAACUAACAAAAUGAAACGGCGGACCUAUACAGUUACUGCUAUCUGAUGACACACUGAGCCACCCUUCGCCUGAGACUGAAUGUGAUAUCGCUGCGUGUGAGAGGGACGGCUGCCGUGGACUGGAGCUGAAGUCAAGGCUGCUUUUGUGGCAGCAUCCGUGGUUAAGAUAGAAUUCCACCCAGUGCAACAGCCAUGUUGAACUUCUGCCGUCAUAGCCACACAGCUUCCAGCAUCCUUUGGUCACCGCUCAUCUUGGUCUUGGCGCUGCUGUUUUGUGAAGUAGCGGCUCAGGAGGACCUUCAGACCCAGUCCCCUGCCCAGGUGCUCAAGGACCUGUUGGCCCGCCAUGGAGACAACAGCACUAUCACUGUGCCACAGCUGCGCUCCCUACUGGCCCUUCUGAGCCAGGGCCAAAGCGACAGCCAGGCCCACGUGGGACACCAGGAUGUGACCACCACGACAACGCCCCCCAAACUGAACAAAUCCAAGUGCUUGCCAGAGGAUACCUUGGCCAUCUACAGGAUGGAUGAGGAGUCUCGUCUCGAUGGGCGGGGCUUGCAGGAGUUGUGCCCCAUCAUGCUGCAGCAGUUGGAUGCCGGUGCGUGCCACGCCCACAAUCAAGACGAGCUGAGCAGCGAUGCCUCGCCAAGGCCAACUGAUGCUGAAGUGUGGGGCUAUGGAUUCCUGAGUGUGACGCUCAUCUCGCUGUGCUCGCUGUUGGGGGCCUGCGUGGUGCCCUUCAUGAAGAAAACCUUUUACAAGCGUCUGCUACUCUUCUUCAUUGCGCUGGCCAUCGGCACGCUGUACUCAAACGCCCUUUUCCAGCUCAUCCCAGAGGCCUUUGGCUUUGAUCCUAUGGUCAACUUCUACGUGUCGAAGUCUGCGAUGGUGUUUGGAGGCUUUUACCUCUUCUUCUUCACCGAGAAAAUCCUCAAGAUGCUCCUCAAGCAGAAGCACACGGGUCACGGCCACAGCCAUUACUCCAGCGCUGAGCACUACUCUGCACCCGACAGAGACAUGGAGGAGGGUGAGAAGGUGCAGCAGAAUGGGGAGAUGAGCGGCAGCCAUGCUGUGGGCAAAAUGGACACCGGUGAGGGCGAGCUCAUGCUGAGGCCCUCACAGACACCGCAGGACUCGCAGAGUGUGGAUGGUGGCGGGGGGCGUGCCAGCAGGAGCGGCGGCAGCUGCUAUUGGCUUAAAGGAACGCCGUACUCUGACAUUGGCACACUAGCCUGGAUGAUCACAUUGAGCGAUGGUCUGCACAACUUCAUCGAUGGGCUGGCCAUCGGCGCCUCCUUCACUGCCUCAGUCUUUCAGGGCAUCAGCACAUCUGUGGCAAUUUUGUGUGAGGAGUUUCCCCACGAGCUUGGUGAUUUUGUAAUCCUGUUGAAUGCUGGCAUGAGCAUCCAGCAGGCGCUCUUCUUCAACUUUGUGUCGGCUUGCUGCUGCUACCUGGGGAUGGCCUUUGGCAUCCUGGCCGGAAACAGCUUCUCCCCCAACUGGAUCUUCGCCUUGGCGGGGGGGAUGUUCCUCUACAUUUCUCUGGCGGACAUGUUCCCCGAGAUGAACGAGGUGAGUCGCGAGGAGGAAGACGCCGGUGGCAGCAGCUUCCUGCUCACGUUCGCCAUCCAGAACGCCGGCCUGUUGACGGGCUUCGCCAUCAUGCUGCUGCUCACCACUUACUCUGGAGAGAUCCAGCUGGUUUAGCCGCUAUUUUGGCUCCCGGAUUUCAUGUGACUAACUGACAAUGGCGAACUUUCAGAAAGUGACGAGAGCAAACGGUCUGGUUACUGCUAAGUUCUUCUUCUUUUCUUCUUCGUCUUGGGUUUCAAAUCAAACCAAAUAAGCCUUUUUUUCCCCCUACGUGAUGAAGAGGAGAUGCAUCAGCUCCUCUCCCAUUGCUAAAACUACACUAAAGCUUUUUCUGUUUGUUUGUCAGCGAAUAACGGAGGAUAGGUUAAGAAUUUAAAGCGACGGCGUCACCCAAAUAUUUGAAAGGUUUCUCCUCAUCGCUUCUUAAUUCUACUUUUAAAAGGUUGAAUGUCUUAGCAGCUAAUGCUAAUAGCGGUAUCAAAGCAAUAUCAACUUGGAUUUGAUGUCAUUCUCAGCUACACUGUGUGCGCGUGUACGUACGUGUAUUUGCGUGUUUUCACCAGCUGUUUAUAUGGAUGCCAAAAUUAAGUAAAUAUGCCAUUUGAAAUCUGAAUUCAUUCAAAUUUAAACAAUUCAUGUGCUUGUCCAUUUAAUGAAUUACAAUUUGCAGCCCAUUUAACCUAUUUAUUAAUUUCCCCCAUCAAAUUAACGGAAAAAUUUACAAUAUACAAUAAUAUUUUUUAUAUUAAUUGUAAUUGAUAAUCAUCACAAUUAUUGAUUAAUAACAUUUAUUAUAUUAUAAACAAUAAUAAUGGACAAUUUACUAAAUUACAAAAUUACCCGUAAUUCAUUCAUUUGUAUUCAUAAUUAUGCUGUAAAUAUCAGUUAAUUUAUGAUUAUUGUGAAAAUGAAAUAUAUUACCUCGUUGUAAUUAAUAUAAUACUUUAUAAUUCAUAUGAUUUUAAACAGACAAUAAUGAUAAUAGACAAUUUAAUAUCAUCAGAUUUAUGUAAUUAGUUUACUCCCAUUACGUUAUUAAUGAAUGAAUUAAAAUUUGAACUCAUGUGAGGUACCCAUUCAUUUGGGGCCAUAUUCUCCCAUUUGUGCUAAGACCUUUUUUUGUAUGCGCCUGGCUUUCAUACCUUCCAGUGACGCGCAUUCUCCUGUAAUGACUUCUAAGCUGUGACACAACCAAUGUCACUCUAUUUCCUGGAGCGUGGAGUUUUCCUGAGAUGUGAAUGCCAUAGAAAUGAAUUUGGAAAAUAUAUCAGUAGGGCUGUCAUGAUCGCAUCUUUUUGCAAUCGAUUAUCCUCUAGAUAUUUUGUCGACUAAAUGAGUUUUAAUUUAUUUAUUUUUUUAACUACAAACAUGCAUUUUAUUCUCAUUUAUGAGGGCUUGACUUCUGUCCUUAAACUGCAUAUGUUGGUACUGAGUGUAUGGUAUAAACUGCACAGAAUUUGAGACAACAAAAUCAGCCUUUGCUAAACGGUUAGCAUUCGUGAUUAGCAUUAGCUCGCUAGUGAUUAACAUUUUAGGUAAUACCCCUUAACUACCAUUCAGCAAGCAUCCUUUUAUAUGUACAUUACACAUCUAAGAGUGUCUUAAAAUCACUUACAUACGCUCCUCUGUCAAUUUUGGUAACGUUUAUCAGUGGCCCAACAUUGCGUCCAUCUUCAAUAAAUGUCCGUCUGGUAAACAUGGACAGUGGCCAAAUGGUUCAAAUGCUUUUCCAUCCAUCCAUUUUCUGACCCGCUUAUCCUCACUAGGGUCGCGGGUGUGUUGGCGCCUACCUCAGCUGACUUUGGGCAAGAGGUGGGGUACACCCUGACUGGUUGCCAGCCAAUUGCAGGGCACACAUCGACAAACAAUCAUUCACACUCACAUUCACACAUACGGGCAAUUUAGAAUCUUCAAUUCAAAUUCUUCAAAUUAUGUAUUUAUUGGACUUAGACUCGAUGCGAAGACACUUUUUUUGUCACUUUUAUGUAGUUUUUUUGUUUGUUCAGUGUUUACUGGCCUGUGUGAUUGACAAGGUUUAUUUCCAGAGAGUUACUGAUGCCGUUACAUACUUUAGCUGCAGCAUAACGUAUUUUAUAUCAUGUAAAGAAGAUGCAGUAUGAUUUAUCAGCAUGGAAAGUGGCAUUAAGGUAGUAAAUGGAUGAUGAGCUCAGCGCUAUCUUUGCUGCAGCUUGACACGGAAAGUGUUCAUGGGAGAUUAUUUAUUGCUUCUUGUAUGCUUUCUACAACAGCCAUGUAAGCAGGACAUUCUCUUUUAUUUUUUUUGUAUCCUGUAAUGUUGAAAUGGUUCAAAACGACGUGUGUAAGCAGGCCUGCCACACACUUUGAUGGUGUUACUGUGAAUUCCAAUCAACUGAAUUGAUUGUUCACAUUUGCGACCAUGCAACAUUUAGAAGACACCAAAUCCUUUCGGUGUGCCCCCCCCCCCAAUUCUUUUUGAGUUUUCUAGAUACGAAUAAAAUAUACAUUUUUCAAGAAAAUCAUGACUGUGUGCUAUAAGAUGACUUUAUACUUGACCAAUAAAAGAUUUUCCAUGAA
This is a messenger RNA of Phyllopteryx taeniolatus (common seadragon), 4202 nucleotides long. It is a transcript of the gene slc39a14, whose product is annotated as solute carrier family 39 member 14. Gene Ontology annotation, molecular function: zinc ion transmembrane transporter activity. Bases 246 to 1760 code for a protein of 504 amino acids. Gene Ontology annotation, biological process: zinc ion import across plasma membrane; intracellular zinc ion homeostasis. NCBI's taxonomy places the organism in Eukaryota, Metazoa, Chordata, Actinopteri, Syngnathiformes, Syngnathidae. Gene Ontology annotation, cellular component: membrane. The transcript is spliced from 9 exons. The record is from RefSeq and is a predicted model, not a curated record.